Messenger RNA from Heterocephalus glaber (naked mole-rat), 3819 nucleotides. It is a transcript of the gene Cbr4, whose product is annotated as carbonyl reductase 4. Gene Ontology annotation, biological process: fatty acid biosynthetic process. The record is from RefSeq and is a predicted model, not a curated record. NCBI's taxonomy places the organism in Eukaryota, Metazoa, Chordata, Mammalia, Rodentia, Bathyergidae. Gene Ontology annotation, molecular function: quinone binding; oxidoreductase activity, acting on the CH-OH group of donors, NAD or NADP as acceptor.
UUGUGAGGGGAAGCCCUAGGCUUGCGGCCUUAGAGUGCCCAAGUGUGGCGGCUGGGGAAGGGGUCUGAUUCGGUCUUUCUGUAGCGGUUUGACUUCCUGUUUGGAGCCGCGGUUGUUUAAAGCCCUAGGGUACUUGGGAAGGGACCGGCACUCGAAGCUGUGUUUACUCUUAACUUUGCGACUCUCAGGUCUAAGAUGAACAAAGUCUGUGCUAUUUUUGGGGGCUCCCGGGGUAUUGGCAGGGCAGUAGCGCAGUUAAUGGCCCAGAAAGGCUACCGACUGGCGAUCGUCGCCAGAAACCUGGAAGUGGCCAAAGCCGCUGCCGGUGAGCUCCGCGGAGAUAGCCACGCCGUAGUCAACUUUUUAAGAAGGGGAAAAGGCAAGCUCCUGGGCGCCCGGAUACAGGACUGGGCACUGCGGAGUUUGGGCGGGCAAGGAAAUCAUUUGGCUUUUAGCUGUGAUGUUGCUAAAGAACAUGAUGUUCAAAAUACAUUUGAAGAGAUUGAGAAACAUUUAGGUCAAGUAAAUUUCUUGGUAAAUGCAGCUGGUAUUAACAGGGAUAGUCUUUUAAUAAGAACAAAAACUGAAGAUAUGGUAUCUCAGCUUCAUACUAACCUCUUGGGUUCUAUGUUGACAUGUAAAGCUGCCAUGAGGACUAUGAUUCAACAACAGGGAGGGUCUAUUGUUAAUGUUGGCAGUAUCACUGGUUUAAAAGGCAAUUCUGGCCAGUCUGCAUACAGUGCCAGUAAAGGAGGAUUAGUUGGAUUUUCUCGUGCACUUGCUAAAGAAGUAGCAAAAAAGAAAAUUAGAGUGAAUGUAGUUGCACCAGGAUUUGUCCAUACAGAUAUGACAAAAGACUUGAAAGAAGAACAUUUAAAGAACAGCAUCCCGCUUGGGAGGUUUGGAGAAACUAUUGAAGUGGCACACGCGAUUUUGUUUCUUUUAGAAUCUCCAUAUAUUACAGGACAUGUUCUAGUGGUGGAUGGAGGAUUACAACUUGUGAUGUAGAGAUUGUUCGUUUAUAAAUGGUGGUUUGAAUCACUUUGGCUAUUGAUUAUAAAUCACACCUACAUGGGUGACAUUUACUAAUCAAAUAUUGAUGCCACAAAUGUUGAUUCUCAUGUUUAUAUGAUUGUCUGAAAAGAACAGCUGUGUUUUAGCUAAAAGGGUAUGUGUUGUCUACCAUUGAUUAUCUUACGGGCUGUAGUAAUUUUGGUAUAUUGACAUUUUGCAAGGGAUAUUAACAGGUAUUAACUUACAUAUUUUAUCUCAAAAGUGCAAAAUUAUAUGUCUAAUUGUGAUGAAUUUUUUCACUGUGUCAGGUUGAAUUUUCUAGACCUUAACCUUUUGGACUUUUGCCAAAAUAGGAGUAGGUGUAUUUACAGAAUGGUCAUUAGUUAUCAGUGCUUCAGCUAACAUUAAACAUUGUAUUGGUUGUCCAUGUGCUUAGGCCAUCAGUUUUUCUAUAGGUUGGAAAAAAAUAGUAUCAGUUAGAUAAAGAUAUGAAGUUAGAUUCUAUUUCUUAGAGAGGUAUUAUCCUUGGUUAAGCAGUUAGGCAAAAUAAUCUGCAAAUUUAAGUAUGGUUCAGUUGACCCAUUCUUUAGAAAUUCUCAAAGGUGAUGAGGAUUAAUCCUUACAUUAAGGUUUUAAUAUCUGGUACAGUAAUGAGCUGCACAGAUCAUGAAUGUAGGGAGUGUUCUUUUUACUCACAAAAAAACCCCCCUCACUAUUGUGAGCUAUUUCAAAAAUGUGUAAGAAAUAUAUUAAGAGUAUUUUGUGGGCCAGGGGUGGUGGCAUAUACCUGCAAUUCCAGCUACUCAGGAGACUGAGGCAAGAAGAUUGCAAGUUAUGACCAGUCAGGGCAACUUAACAAGCCCCUGUUGAAAUAAAACAAUAAAAUUUAAGAAAAAUAAAAAAGAGAGCUGGAUAUAUAGCUUAGUAGUCAUAGGUUCAAUCCCCAGUAUCACAAAAAAAGUAUUUUGCAUUAGUGACAUAAUAAUGAUUCUUACCCUAAUAUUUUAGAAAGGUAAUAAUUAUUCAUAAAUAAUCAUUAAAAAUAACAUGCAGUAAUAAUAGUUAAAUGUCUUUACAAGAAGCGAAGCAUUAGUUUUGGAAGAGAAUAUUUGCCUGGGAAUAGAGAUAAAGACACAAACUGAACGGAAAAUAUCAGAUUUCUUUCUUGUACUGAAUUCUUGGGAAUAAUGUGAUACUUCAGUGUCACUGGAUUUAUGUUGGUUUUUAUUAUAUCAUCGUUAAAAAUUAUAAAUAUUGUACUUUAAAAAGUAACCUUUUAUAGCUCUUUGGAAGAUGAACAUUAUCUAAGCAGAGACUUAAUUAUAUAUUGAAAAUUUGUGCAAAAAUAUGAGUGGGAUAUACUAAUGUUCAGUGUAAUAGUAUUUUAAGUUAAAGCUGUGUUCUAAAUCAAGAUUCCUGAUUUCUUAAAAAUUAUUCUUAAUUUAUCUUUGAAGUAGUUUUCUUAAAUCUUCAGAAUAUGGGAAAGUUUAAAUGUAAAUAAAGCUAGCUGUUGAACAGAUCUGCUAAAUGCAAAGCAUAGUAAUAUCUAGAAUGUAUCAGACAUUAGCAAUUCCAGGUACAGAAGUGUAGCCUUUAGGAUGGCUUCAAAUGUAGUGCUUCUAAGCUAGGAGAGUUUAUGCCGACAGAGGAUGUAGCUUUUCUUACCCAGUCUCACCCACUGGCUUUUGGUUACGUGCAUUUCAUUACAGUAUUUCACUCAGGCUUUAAUUCCCUUUGCUGAACAUGUCAUAUUAUGAAGUUACCAGUGAGGCUGAUUUGACUUGUGAUUAACCCAUUUAUGUCAUAUUUGCAAUUUUUUGACCUUUUGCUUGAAAUUCAUACCUAGACAAAUUCAAGGAAGAAAAAUUUGAAGAGAAAAAUUUUUAUGUUUCCUUGUUUGUGCUAUUUCAAUAAUGGAACACUAGGUAUAAAUGGGUUAAGAAAGAAUGUCUUUUGCUGAAGUACUGACAUUGAGAUGUGAGUUAACCUUUAAGUGUAUGUCUAUACACUUUAAAAUAAGAAAUAAACCUGGGCUGGGGAUUUAGCUCAGUGGUUCCACGGCCUGCCUGGCAAGCACAAGGUCCUGAGUUUGUUCCCCAGUACCACAAAAAUAAAUAAAUAAAUAGAGUAAAAUAAGAAAUAAAACCUUUUAAACUGUUCUAAUCCUCCCCACAUUAUAUCAAACUGGUAGACUAUAUGGAGAUACAUUAAAACACAAAGUAAAUCUUUACUCUGCUGUAUUCUAGGUGAAUUCUCCACCUACUCUCACUGACCUGUUAAAACAUGUAAUUUCAUACUUACAUUUUGUUUCUAAAAUCAGUUGCCAGCUGUUGCCUUAUACUCAGAAUUUGUGAACUUUAGUGAAUUCUUGACCAGAAGCCUCAUCUGUACCUGAUACCUGACCUUAAAAAGCCCAUAGUCCAGGCUGUGGUUAGCAUUAAAAAAAAAGUUAAUCGUUAAAGACAAUGUAUUAAAAUUUUGCAUUGAGAUUUUAAAAUUUGUACUCUUUUCAUACUUUUAUUCAUACUUAAUUUAUGAGGGAUUUUAAAUGCUUUUAAGGCAUAGAAUUAUUUCUGCCUACUUUGGAGGGGAAAUAAUUUGGACAGAGAAGAUCAUUUAAUUUAUGUGCUUCUGUUAUCCAAUAAAGAAGGAAGACUCUUCUGGAUAUUGAAGAAUUAUACGUUACAUCACAAAUAUUUUUCCAAACUUUUUAAAUGAAAAUAUGUGUAAAUGAAGAAAUCAUACCCCUGUCCUAACUUGACAUACUAUACUUAAAUAAAGUAUUUAAUAAACUUUUUAUGUUAA